UUCACAAAUUUGAUUUUUUUUUGUUUGUUAGUUUAUGCAUUUUCCAUCUGGGUUUCUGUUUAUUGGAUUGAGGAAAUGCACUUCAUGUCUUUUCAAACAUACCCUUUUGUUCUAUUGUCUUUUCAAUCGAUUAUGUUGUUGAUUCGAUUGAUUGCAGAUAUCAAUUAUACUUUUGAGUUUCUUCUGCAGAUUGGCUUUCUUCUUCCACACUGUACUAGAAUUGCUACAUGCCGAAAAAAUGACAACAUUUCUUUCCAUUACAAGUUGGACAUCAUGAAAAGACGGCUUUCAACAGUUACAGACAGGGAUCCAGAUUUGCCGUAUUCUAUUAGUGAAACAAGUUUGAGUAAGGAAUUUUCAAAUUUUGGUCAGGUAGUUGAAGUUAAGCUUGUCAAAGAUGACGCCACACAGAGGUCAAAAGGAUAUGCAUUUGUGCAGUAUACUUCUCAAAAUGAGGCCAUGCUUGCAUUAGAAAACAUGGAUCAUAAGACUCUUGAUGGCAGGGUAAUUUAUGUGGAUCUUGCAAAACCAGUAAAUAAUUCAUUCGGUUCAUACCCCAUAACUUCAGGUCCCCCUUCUGAGCAGAAUUCAUAGAAGCAAACUGGGCAUAGAAAGGCAUGACCUGUUUGCAACUCAGUGGUGCUUUUACUGUAACUGUAUUUGCCAUCUUAAAGAUUGAAAAAUACGUGAUUUCUUGACUGUUCAAAGCAGAAGAAAAGAAGUUAAGGAAGAAGAAGAUCAUGUUUAAGUCAUGUUUAAGUCCUAGUGGUUAUAGGUAAGUAUUCUGGUGACCAUAUAUGAGUGUAGGUCUGUAGUUUAGAUGCAUGAGAAGAGUUAUUAAGAGAUUGUAAAUUAGAAAUGUAAACGUUUGUGGAGUGCUGGAAAUAAAAUUAAGGCAAUGGAUUGGGUACUGUUUCUUCUCUCGUA
This is a messenger RNA of Macadamia integrifolia, 927 nucleotides long. RefSeq names its product small RNA-binding protein 11, chloroplastic. The transcript is spliced from 5 exons. NCBI's taxonomy places the organism in Eukaryota, Viridiplantae, Streptophyta, Magnoliopsida, Proteales, Proteaceae. Gene Ontology annotation, molecular function: RNA binding. The record is from RefSeq and is a predicted model, not a curated record. Bases 76 to 594 code for a protein of 172 amino acids.